AUGCCGUGGGUGAUGCCCACCUCCCCAGCACAGGGCCGCAAAGCCUCGGUGAAGCCAUGGUGCUACGCAGCAGGACCACAGGUGACCUGUCCCAGCCUGGUGAACCGCCUCACCAUAAACCCUGCUGCCGGGGCUGGGAAGCAGAUAACGGUGGGGCUGAAGUCCAAUGGGCAGGUCCCCGGGAGCAGAUUCCAGCCCUGGGCUCACGGCGUGGCGUCCCUUGACGGCCCCGUGCCUCUCCUGGCUCCAUUUUACUGUUGCUGCAGCCUGGAGGUUAAGAUGGCCGGGCCGGUGGUGCUCACCCUCCUGCUGCUGCUGGCUGGGACCAUCCUCCCCAGUGGGUCCAUGGUUGUCAACAGCUGCAGGAGUGCAGCUGAGCAGCUCUGCAACUUCAUCUGUGACUGCAGCAACUGCUCUGAUGAGAAUCAGUGUGGGUACCUGCGGGGCUCGGCGGUGCUGGGCACCCCCUUCACCUGUGAUUUUGAGGAAGGUGACUGUGGCUGGCAGGAUGUGAGCACCUCGGCUUACAGAUGGGUGCGGGGCCGGGCCAGCCUGACCACAUGGGGCACGGGGCCCCACUCAGACCACACCGUGGGCACUGACUUAGGGUGGUUCAUGGUGACCGUGUCCCCCCCAGCAAAGACCAUGGCCACAGCCUGGCUAAGGUCACCAGUGAUGCAGGAAGCAGCUGCCACGUGCGAGAUCAGGGCCUGGUACCACCUCUCAGGAAGCGGGCUCAACCAGACAGAGCGGCCGCUGCUGCGCUUGGCCAUGGCAUACAGGGAUGAGGUGGUGGGGCUGUGGCAGAGCCCCGAGCGUGGAGGCGAGGGCUGGCACCAGCUGGUUGCCUACCCAGGCCGGAUCGCAGAGCGGUUCCAGCUCAUCUUCUCCCUGACACAACCGCCCACAUGCGGGGCAGAGCUGGUGCUCGAUGACAUCAUCUUCAGGAACUGUGGCUUGCAGGAGCCCAGGCAGCAGGUCUGUGGGGUGGAGGAGAGCCGCUGCAGCCGGGGCUUCUGCCUGGCACAACACCGCUUCUGUGAUGGCACCGAUGACUGUGGAGACGGAUCGGACGAGGAUGCAACGUGGUGCAAGUCCUUCAACCUCUGCUCCUUUGAGCGAAAUCUCUGCAGCUGGGAGGUGGAGGUUGGGCAGCCGACGUGGGAGAGAAACACGAGCCUGAACCUGGGGACCGCAUACGGUAUCCCAACCCGGGACCACAGCAAUAACAGCAGGGCAGGUUUUUUCCUCCACGUGGGCAGCACCUCAGCCACGGGGGUCAGCAGCCCGGCCCGGCUCAGCAGUCCCACUUUCCAGGCCACCAACUCCUGCUCCCUCGUGCUGUACUGCCACCUCCAUGGCUCGGCCACCAGCAGCCUCAGCAUCUCCUAUGUGACCAACUCCACCAAGCACCUGGUGAGGGAGAGGACGGGGGACCUGGGCAGCUGCUGGGUCCGGGAAAGAGUGGACUUCAACACAACAGAGAGCUUCAAGGUGCUGAUCGAGGGGGUGACCGGCAGCAUGGGGACUGUGGCCAUCGAUGACCUGAUCCUGUCUCCGGGCUGCGUACAGGAGCAAGAGAAGCCUUUGACCACACUGCUGAACCAGGCGGGUGCCGGACCCUGCGCAGCUGAGGAGGUGGCCUGCGACAGCGGGGGCUGCAUCGCCACAGAGCUGGCCUGCGACUUCGCCGAGACGUGUGCCGAUGGCUCUGACGAGAAGCGCUGCGGAGCAACCACCUUCGAGGCGGGGGCUGGGGGCUGGCACGAUGUCAGUGUGGGGCAGCUGCGCUGGGGUGUGCAGAGGGCCACUGAGCCUGCUGAUACCGUCCUUGUAGGUGCAGGGGCUUUCCUGGCCCUCCAGAAAGGAGAAGGACAAAUGGUGGCUGCUGCGAGGGCACGCACACCGCUGCUGGGCCCCUCUGGCCCCGCCUGUGCCAUGGAGAUGAGCUAUCACAUCCACAGCAGCCCCCAAGGCUUCCUCACCAUCAGCGUAGUGGAUCAUGCCACUGGCACCACCCACCUGGCCUGGCACAUGCAGGGGCACAGCGGCACAGCUGGGGGACGUGUCCAUGUCCCACUGGGAGAAAGGACCCGACCGUUCCAGGUGCGCCCAGGGGCACAGGGACCAGACUGGUUGGCUGCUGGUAGGGCAGUACCAGUACUGCCAGGCACCCUGGGCUCACUGCCGCUGCCACGCUGCCCCCAGGUCGAGCUGCUGGGGUUGGUGGAUCUGCAAGACUCGGCAAGCGCCGCGAUCGAUAACGUGACAUUUGUGCAGUGCCACCUUGACAUGGUGCCGCCUGGGGCCACGGCGCUGUCCUGCAACUUCGAGAGGGGCAUGUGCGGCUGGUACCAGGAUCAGUCCAGUGACUUCAAAUGGGUCCGUGGCACAGGGCAGGGGCAGGGCUCCGACCACACUACUGGCUUGGGCUACUUCAUGGCUGCGGACCCCACUGUGCCAUGGAGCCGUGGGCAGAAGGCACAGCUUGUCACCUACCGCCAGGAGCCCAUUGCCACCCCACACUGCCUCUCCUUCUGGUACCGCCUGGCCGGCCCGCAGAUUGGCACCCUAAACCUCAAGCUGCAGAUGGAGGGAGUGGAGGAGAUGGUGCUAUGGACCCGACGGGGGACCCAGGGCAGUGUUUGGCACCGGGGAUGGGCAACGCUGCCUGCCACGGGCCGGCGGCAAUACCGGGUGGCCUUCGAGGCUCUGCGGGAUGGGUUCCUGGGGGACAUGGCGCUGGACGACCUGGCACUGACAGCGGGGCCCUGCGGGGCUGAGCUCUCCUGCUCCUUCGAGGCGGAUGCCUGCGGGCUGGUAGCCAGUGGGCAGCGCACCUGGCUGCGGCAGAGCAACGGCACUGGCACCACUGCUGGCCCCCAGGCUGACCACACCACUGGCACUGCCACAGGUACCAGGACCAUGGCUUCCUGGGGCUCCGGGGGAGCCCUGCUGGCUGGGCAGGGGUCACGGCACAGGGGCUUCUCUCCCCCAGGCCAUUAUAUGGUGGUGAGCACGGGCAGGGACUCCCUGCCUGCAGGGCACGCAGCUGCCCUCACCUCCCAGCCCUACCAGCCCUCUGCGCCUGCCCAGUGCCUGGCCUUCUGGUACCAGCUGAGCGCCAGGACCCCAGCGGCACCUUUGGAUGGGUGUGUGUGUGUGUCCCGCAUGGCACGGCCCUGGACCCCUGCUCCAUGGUGGGUGCCCUGGGCAGGCUUCCUUGGGGUCUUUGUGGAGCAGAGCGGGGUGCGGAGGAAGGUAAUGGGCAUAAGCACCAUGGAGGGGGAUGCCUGGCAUCGCGGCCACAUCACCGUCCGGCCAGAUGGGGACUGGCAGGCAAUAUUCGAAGCGGUGGGAGCUGGGGGCAACCACGGGUACAUCGCGCUGGAUGACCUGCAUGUGUCGGAUGGAGCCUGCCCUGAGCCAGCGUCCUGUGACUUUGAGCGGGACAUGUGCGGCUGGAGCAGCCCCUCAGACCCCCGCCUGCACAGCUUCGCCUGGGGCUGGAAGAGUGGGGUCCCCCUUGCCAAGUACCCCGGCCCUGAGCAGGAUCACACCCUGGGCACAAGGAACGGUCACUACGUGCACUUUGACACCAGUGUGCUGGGCCCAGGGGGCACCACUGCCCGGCUGGAGAGCCAGCAUCUGCCUGCUACUGCCGACUCCUGCCUGCAGUUCUGGUACCACAUGGACAUCCCAGAGCACCUCUCCUGUGGGGAGCUGCGGGUGAUGCUGCACAGUGUGGCGGGGCAACGCACAGUGUGGACCAUGGUGGGGCACCGGAGCCAGGGCUGGCGGGGCGGUGUGGUGCCUGUGCGGAGCCCCAGCGAGUUCCAGAUCAUCUUUGAGGUCACCACACGGAGGUGGCCGAUGGAGGGGACGGUGGCACUGGACGACGUUGUGUACAGUGCCGGGAGGGGCUGCCAUUCCAGCCAGGAGGUGCCAGUGGAAGAGAAAUCCUCUGGCAGCUUUGUGGCAGAGGUGGUGCUCGGUCUUCUCCUGGCUGUCAUCACCCUGGCGCUGGUGGCUGCCGGAGGCUGGUACUGGCUGAAGCGGCGAGGGCUGGUGAGCGGGACGCCAGCGGAGAGCAACACUCCGCAGGGCUUCGACAACAUCACUUUUCGAGAUGACAAGGUCAUUAUAUCUCCAGUGCCAAAAGAAGGGGAUGAGAAUUGA
Molecule: messenger RNA, 4179 nt
Organism: Haliaeetus leucocephalus (bald eagle)
Lineage: Eukaryota; Metazoa; Chordata; Aves; Accipitriformes; Accipitridae
Gene: MAMDC4
Product: MAM domain containing 4
Cellular component (GO): membrane
Molecular function (GO): protein binding
Source: RefSeq, a predicted model, not a curated record